AUGGGUGUGAUAUUUCAAAUUUCACUUUCAAUUAUCUUAGCAAAUGCAAGAAGAACGGGUCACAGCUCAGGAUCCAGUUCAAGCAGCAGUAGUGGCUUAUCUACAUCGGCCUCAAUUAUUUUAGCGGUGCUAUUAUUUGUCUUUUUUAUGAUAGUUAUAAUAGCUUCUGUUUUGUACAAAAGAUAUCGUUUAAGGAAACUAAGACGACAAAUAGAAGCGAACCUAGCAACGCUUCCUCAAAUUCCUCCUCAACAAAAUUUUCAGCUAGGAUAUCAAAAUCCAAAUGGAGUUGUGCAAGUGGGAUUUGGUCAAAUUCCUCCUCAACAAAAUUUUCAGCCAGUAUUUCAAAAUCCAAAUGAGGCUGCAAAGGCUGGAUUUGGAGCUCCUGUUGCUCCUAUGUACCCAAUUAAUCAGCAAUUCGUACAACCAGGAAAUUAUCCUCCUGGCUAUACUUAUCCUCAACCUAACUCAUACCCUGGAAAUUCUGGAGCAGCUCAAGUAGGGAUAAAUAAUUCAUCGGCUUACUCAUAUCCAGUUCUAAGCCAACCUUUACAAGGAUACAAUAAUCCUGGAGCUUAUCCUCCUCAACAAUUGUAUGGUGUAACUCAAGGGUAUAAUGAACCCAAUGCCAAUCCAAAUUUUCAAGUAAACGCAACUGAUAUUAUGGAAGAAAAUUUGCCGAAGCAACCAUCAUAA
This is a messenger RNA of Blepharisma stoltei, 696 nucleotides long. Lineage: Eukaryota; Ciliophora; Heterotrichea; Heterotrichida; Blepharismidae. The record is from the annotation of a GenBank genome assembly.